AUGCAUGCGUGGUGCGCUGUUACAAAGAUUGAAGGGCAACCUAAUCAUUCACCGGAUACAGUGGAGUACUCUAUCCCUACGAGAACAAUACCGUAUGUCGUUGGGCAUAAUAUGUUAAAAGCGCAUGCAAAAGCUUAUCGAAUGUACGAAAAGGAGUUUAAAACCCAGAAUGGAAAAUUCGGUAUUGUUAUCGGUGGCCGUUGGAGUACAACGUCUUCAACGUCGCCCGAGGACAAGGCUGCAGUAGAAAGAGCUCUCGAUUGGGCAUUCAACUGGAUGGUUUGUCCGAUAUUCGGGAAAGAUGGUGAUUAUCCUGCACUAAUGAGAAAAGAAAUGGACAUAUUGGAGAAGAAGGAAAAUCAAGAGAUCCUGCCACGAUUCAGCAAAGUUGAAAUUGCGGAGUUAAAAGUCGGGCCAGGCAAUGGGCCAUCUCAGAUGGAAAAAGACGCCCGCAUUGACUACGUGGAAGAUCACUGGGAGAAGUGA
Strongylus vulgaris is the source of this 486-nucleotide messenger RNA. The record is from the annotation of a GenBank genome assembly. Lineage: Eukaryota; Metazoa; Nematoda; Chromadorea; Rhabditida; Strongylidae.